Lachancea sp. 'fantastica' is the source of this 1200-nucleotide messenger RNA. The record is from the annotation of a GenBank genome assembly. Lineage: Eukaryota; Fungi; Ascomycota; Saccharomycetes; Saccharomycetales; Saccharomycetaceae.
AUGUCAUUUACAUCGACAAGCGCUGUUGGAGGAGCCAAUGGCCUCUUGGAAGUAUAUGUUAGUAGAGCUCGCGAUUUGCCAAAUCUGCGAAAACUGGACAAACAGAGCCCGUUUGUUCGACUACGAAUUUCCCAUAUGAUAGCCACGUCAGAAAUAGCAUUUCGGGGUGGUCAAACACCCAAGUUUGAUUUUUACUCGAAGUUUGAUCUUACACCAGACGUUAAACCUGCUUUAGUUGUUGAAUUGUUCGAUGAAAGAUCACCUCCCAAGCUAAUAGGUCAAUGCACGGUCGAUCUAACACCGGCUCUUUACAAAGAUCCAGAAGACGGACACGAUGAUUGGUUUGAUUUGCAUUUCGGGAAGGAAGAUGCUGGUCAGGUAUACAUCGAGUUGACAUUCCAUCCGCUAAUACCCACUUCAAGACUGCAAAAAAGAGAAUCUGACUACGCAAACAGUUUUGACGUAGCGAUUGAAGGUAGAUCGCCGCCUCCGCUUCCUUCCAAAGUACCGUCGUUUCAGUUGGAAAACGAAUCUAACUCGAUAUCGAGUAAUCGCUACUCGCAUGCAGCUGCAUCACGCGAUAGCUCCAUGGUGCUGAAUUCAGAAAGGCAUGCUGCCCCGCGAAGUCAAAGUCCUCGAGAUUCGUUGGCGUUCAAUUCGUCGGUAGCCUCGAAUGGGACUUUUAGCUCACAUGCCACUUCCACAUCUCAUGAAAGCCACGCUACGGUCAACACCGUGGGGACUAGUGGGACAGCUGGUACAGAGCCGCUGUUUGCCAAGCUCAAACAGUUGAAGGAGAAGUGGAAAUCAAUCAAAAAUCCAUCUUCAGAGCAACAGGAAAUUGAUACCGAGAACAAGCUGGAUCUGAAAGCUUUACAGAAAGUCGUGGGUGUCGAUCCGGAAGACUACAAUGAUGGUUACGAUGAUGCAAGUGUUGCGAGCCGAAGUCCUAGUCGGCAAAGGUACGAGUCCUCGAAGCUACAUACCCAACCACCACUUCCGAGACUUCCCGUAUCGCAUUCUCGAGGUACAAGUGUUGGAAGUGAUAUUUCGCAAAGAGCAGAUCGGUUUGCGUCCCAUUCCAGUCAAAGCUCUCCUCGUCUGCCGCCUUUGCCUUCCAGUCCGUUGUCGAGACCUGGAAUGAGAUCACGGAACGGGUCCAAUUCUCCCACGAGACGAAGGCCCCCACCACUAGGAUGA